AUGAAGUUUGUCUCUCUGGUCGUCAUGCUUGUUCUUCUCAUUUGUUUCUCUGCCACCGUCAAUGCGCAUUUUCCAGUUUACAGUCUUUAUAAGGAACGUAAACCGGUUGACUUGUUCCAAGCGCUAGCCAGCGCAAGACAAGCCAAAAGACGAGCUGGUGGUUUUGAAGAGAACUAUGAUCUACCGCUGCCCGGACUCUACCCCAGAAACUGA
Messenger RNA from Caenorhabditis remanei, 213 nucleotides. RefSeq lists its product as uncharacterized. The record is from RefSeq and is a predicted model, not a curated record. The coding region runs from base 1 to 213 and encodes 70 amino acids. Lineage: Eukaryota; Metazoa; Nematoda; Chromadorea; Rhabditida; Rhabditidae. The transcript is spliced from 2 exons.